AACCUUCCUCUUCCAUUGAACCCAGCAUUCACUCAGCCGUGGCUGCUGGCUUGUUGUGUUCAGAUGUGGAAGGGAACACCUUAAGGAAACGGAUAAGAAGAGCGUCAAAAGUAAUGGAGUCGGAAAUAUUGAAGAUCGUCUGCGCCAAUCAAGGAUCAAUUGACACCGAUGAUUUGAUAUUGAAUCUCGGAUUAGGCGAUUCAGUUUAUGAUGUCAUUAGUAACCAAGAUAAAUUUGCUUUGUGUUGUCCUUACGGGCAGCCGAAGGUGGUGGCCAGGACCAGACUGAAACUGACAGGAUGCAAAUUCUCCCAUGACCUGGACUCUGAUCACAAUGUGAGGUUACUGCGAGUGCACGAGCUGGAGAGUCUGAGCCGGACCGAGCUGAGCACACUGCUGUUGCAGAGUGACAGUUGGCUUCUGCCUGAUAUAUGUCAUAACUACAACAAUGGUGGCGGAGAGUUUGGCUUGUGUCAGGAGGGUUUCGCCUGCAAGAGACUGCAUAUCUGUGAGAGGUUCCUGAACCGCGACUGCAGCUGCUCCAAGGCUCAUUAUUUUAAUGCUCCACAGCCAUACAAGAGCCUGCAGGAGAAAGGCGUGCCUGAAGACCUCACUCAUUCCUUGAAGUCUGUUUAUGCAAACAAAUUGGCUUUGAAGUACACUGACAGAAAGCAACCAAACUCUUCCACCAGGGAAUUCUUUGCCACUCCCAACAAAACUGGGAGAGGGGGAGGUGUUCACCGGGGCAACAGAGGCAACAGAGGCAACAGAGGCAACAGAGGCAGCAGGGGAAAUAGAGGCAACAGGGGCAACAGAGGAAAUAAAGGAAACCCAGGCAACCGUCAACCGGCGCAACGAACCUCUUCCACUGAUGACAUCCUUGCUGAAAUCAACGCCUUAGUUCCGCCCAGCAACGAUGGAAUGAACGAUUGGCUGCAGCUAAACUCUUCCACCAGUGACAUCUCCGUUGCUGCCAACGACACUGAUGCAAGCAGCGACGAUGGUCAGAGCAAAAAACAAAAUCUGAAUAAAACUUCAACAGCUGUCAGGGAGAAAGGCGGGAACAUGGUCAAACCAUCAACCAGUUCCACUAAUGACAACCCCGGUGCUGUCAUCGACGAUGCAAAAACCGAUGACGGGCCGAACAGAAGACAAAGGCAAAGGCCUGCUAGAGAGAAAACUGAGAUCUGCAUGUUCUUCAUCAAAGGAAACUGUAUACAUGAGGAGCGAUGUUUUAAAGCUCACGACAAGAUGCCGUACAGAUGGGAGGUCAGAGAGGACAAUCAGUGGACCGCCUUGACUGAUAAUGAAAACGAGGCGAUUGAGAAGGACUUCUGCGACCCUAAAAACACUUACAGUCAGCACCCCUACAGCACCCCACCUGUGCAUUUUGACACAAUGACCCGUGGAUCGAACAAAGUCCGACGUCUCUCCACCACCAACUCUUUGCUUGAGCCAACCUUCAUCCACACCACUGAGUGGGUUUGGUACUGGGAGGAUGAGUCCGGAACGUGGAACAUGUACGCUUCAGCUGCUGGUGGAGGCAAAGUAUCAGACAUAGACUGUCCUACACUGGAGCAAAGGUUUCUGGACAAUGACACAGAUGUGGUGGAGUUCACCGCUGGUUCCCAGUCCUACUCACUCAGUUUCCCAGACAUGAUACAGACAAACAAGCAGUACGGCACCAAGAGGCUCGUGAAAAGACGUCCGCUGUUUGUCUCUGCAACUGAUGUCAAAACAAAGAAAGUGAGAAGGCCUCUUGGUAUACAAAGUUUGGCCGCUGUACCCGGCCACUGGGACAAGACGCAGAUUCCUCAAACAGGAUACAAGCGAGUCCCCCUGCAGCGCUCCGGAUGA
This is a messenger RNA of Etheostoma spectabile (orangethroat darter), 1856 nucleotides long. Its product is annotated as protein mono-ADP-ribosyltransferase PARP12. The transcript has 10 exons. Gene Ontology annotation, molecular function: metal ion binding; NAD+ poly-ADP-ribosyltransferase activity. NCBI's taxonomy places the organism in Eukaryota, Metazoa, Chordata, Actinopteri, Perciformes, Percidae. The record is from RefSeq and is a predicted model, not a curated record. The coding region runs from base 114 to 1856 and encodes 580 amino acids. Gene Ontology annotation, cellular component: nucleus.